This is a messenger RNA of Lytechinus pictus (painted urchin), 2452 nucleotides long. Its product is annotated as acid-sensing ion channel 2-like. The transcript has 8 exons. Bases 1 to 1599 code for a protein of 532 amino acids. Gene Ontology annotation, molecular function: ligand-gated sodium channel activity. Gene Ontology annotation, cellular component: plasma membrane. NCBI's taxonomy places the organism in Eukaryota, Metazoa, Echinodermata, Echinoidea, Temnopleuroida, Toxopneustidae. The record is from RefSeq and is a predicted model, not a curated record. Gene Ontology annotation, biological process: sodium ion transmembrane transport.
AUGGAACAUUUAGAUCGAGGUAACAAAGUAGGGUCAGUAUCUGGAAACUUAACUGGAAAUGCCGACCAACCAGAUGUCGAUAAGGACAUCGAGGUCUACAGUGUCGAUGGAGAGAAGGGGGACGAGGAGGAGGUGAAUGUGCAGCCAGGCGUGGUCGAACCCGGAGCGACUUCAGAGGAUAAGUUGGAUACAUUAUCGACGAUAGACGCGGCCUCGAACCUCCUGUUUUAUGACUUUCUCGCCAACACAACUUUGCAUGGGAUCAAAUAUGUUUACCAAAAGGAAUACAGCUAUAUUAGAAGAUUAUCUUGGGUAUGCGUCAUGUUGGCAUCAUACAUCGCCUUGUUACUGACUGCAAAAGAACACAUAACAACCUACACUACAAGGAUGACGAAGCAAGAGUUGUCAACAACACGGCGAUCUUCUAUUUGCUUUCCCGCCAUCACCAUUUGCAACUCGAAUCCCAUCAAAUCGAUCGCCGAAAACUCUACCCAUAACGGCGCCGCCGACGUCAUCGUAAGCGCAUUCAGUGGGUCCAUUGACGCGUUUGGGUUAAACGAAACCGACGCCGCUUUAGAAACGGGGUUGGAUGAGAUUUUGCUGGCCUACGCGCACAGAGCAACGGACAUGAUUUUAGAAUGUCAAUGGAAAAAUGGGGUCAAGGCGUGUGGAGCAGCGAAUUUCACCACCAAGAUGACCGAUGCUGGGGUGUGCUACACGUUCAACGAUGGCGAUUUCGAAGUCGACGACGACAACAAAAGUGAUGCGUGUCUUGAUGUAAACAGGAGUGGAUCGAGACAAAGUCUAUUGGUCCGUCUUAACGCUGAAGUAGAUGAAUAUGUAUCGGACUUUUCAACAGAUGGAUUUGGAUUCAAGCUCCUUGUACAUCGCCGAGGUGAUGUACCCAUUGUGAGUGAUGUCGGAGUCGCAAUUAGUCCAGGUUUUAGAACAACCAUCGCCAUUCAGAAGCAAACGAGGCGGAACCUGGGUCACCCAUUCGACACCGAUUGCCGGGACACGCCCUUGGAUUAUUACCCCUUUUACUCUGAGUGGGCGUGUCUUACUGAAUACGACAUGAAGGAGCUCAGUCAAGUAUGUGGAUGCAGACUUCCUCAUAUGCCAGGACCUGCCCCUGUGUGCACGGUCAGGCAAUACGUGGGGUGUGUGCUACCUAACUUCGAAUUUGAGACAACCAACGGAACCGCUGCUCAUUGUCAGAGGGCCUGCUACAUCGAGGAUUUCCAGAUGACCAUGAGCUACCUGAGAGCACCUGGGAAGGUUGAAUCACAAAAGCUGCAAGAGCAAUUCAACUGGACCGAGAAUGAUGUAAUGAGAAAUAUCGCAGAGCUAGAAAUAUAUUUUGUUGACAUGAACGAGCAUCGUACCAAGAGCGUGGCUGCCUACAGUCUCGCCGAUUUAUGGGGUGAUCUUGGAGGGAUAAUCGGUGUCCAUAUGGGAGCCAGUCUCCUCACCCUAUUCGAGUUCCUAGAUUACACCUUCGUCGAGCAGAUUCACACGGUUCUAUACAUUCGCUUCUUCUGGGGAAAACUCAAAUCAUUCUUUAGCCGGGCUCAGACUGGGAAAGAGGCAUCCACUUAAAUACUGAUUCAAUAGCCGGCGAACGAUGUUCGCUGACUUUCUGAGAUUAAACCUAUCCUUUGUUUUGAAAAUCGAGUCAAUUCAAUUCAAAACGGUUUAUUAUUCAAUCACUUUUUUUAAGUUUUCGGCAAAAGCCGACUUGCUAAAUGUUUUGUUUCAACAAUAAUUAGCAAUAACAAGGGCGAAAUAUAUAGUAUUACAAACAUAUACAUUGCAGUCAGUCCAGGGGCGGAUCCAGGUUUUGGGGAAGGGGGGGGGGGGCACAUUUUGACGAGGGAAAUUUUGACAAGCAAAAAAAAGGGGGAGGUUUAACAAAAAAAGGAGGUAUUUCGUCCACGAAAAAAUUUGACAAGCAAAAAUAAAAGGUCUUCAUUAAAAAACGGGGGCACACUUCUGUUUUAACGGCAUUUUUACAUUACAAAUUUUAUUGUGCCUCUCAAAAGGGGGCACGUUCCGGCUGUGCCCCCCCCCCCCUGGAUCCGCCAGUCAGUCAUACCUAUAGCUAUAAGAAAUUACGUGUGUUGGUUUAAAGAUAAAAAGACAAAAGAGACAAAGAGAAGGCCUACAUCUUUGCGAAAUAAUGAAUCAACGUAUUUAUCUCGCAAAAAUGUAUAUACCCUUUGUCUCUUUAUAAUUAUAACUGUGUUGUGUAUGUGUUAUUAAUUUUGUAGAUCAUGAUCUGAUCUGGACAUUUCUUGUUAAAAAAUAUCCAUUAGAGUAUGUGUCACAUCCAGGGUGGAGCUAUACAAGGUGCCGGGGGCAAUCGUCCCGGCCUAAGAUUUUUUUUAAGUAUAUAUAAAAAAAUGAGGGGGGGGGAAGAAAAAGUUAGAAAGUAGGAUAAAUGGUCUUUGAC